This is a messenger RNA of Tuber aestivum (summer truffle), 475 nucleotides long. The record is from the annotation of a GenBank genome assembly. NCBI's taxonomy places the organism in Eukaryota, Fungi, Ascomycota, Pezizomycetes, Pezizales, Tuberaceae.
AUGUGGCGCUGGAGGACUGAUGACAUCCCUCAUCCUAUGACUGGUUUGACACCAGAGGAUCAGGCGUAUCUCUCUGGCAAUCGUCUACGUACUUUAUUUUUUAUCCGCCCUUUUUUUGCGCGUUCUCAAUCAUUGCCGUGCUAAUUACCAAUGAGCAGAAAGAUGCAAUGCCGGACCCAGCGACGCCAAUCCGUCUGCUCUCCCUAACGCAACCGAUCUCACCCCCGGUACCCCUUCUGCCCCAGCUUCUCAGAAACCCAUCACUCCCCGAAACGGUAGGGGCAGAGGUAGACCGACAAAGAUCCUAGCGGGUAUCAAAAAACCCACCAGGGCAUCUACUCGCAAGAAAGCGCUGGCGCAGAAACUUGAUCUACCCACAAAUCCACGCCAGUACCAGAAGGGCACCAAAUCCCCAGAAACUAGCACCCCAAGUCUCAAAGAGAAAGGUGAAACCACCCUGCACCAGCCAAAAUGA